AUGCUAUCAAAGGAAACUAUUGAUACAGAUAGGAUACCAACAUGGGUACAGAUAAAUUUUAAUGAUUUGACCUUAGAGGCCGACUUUUAUGUUAUAGAGAUGAAAGACUUUUAUGUUAUUUUAGGCAUGGAUUGGUUGGAUCGGAAGGAGGAAUUCAGAUUUUAUGGAUCAAAGGUUAAGGCACUUCUUUGCGUCAUAUCAAUUUUGAAGGCAAAAAGAAUGUUGAGGAAGCCUGACUGCCAGGGGUAUCUUAUCAGUCUUAUUAGCACCUCAUCUCAAGAGAAAAUAUUGGAUGAUGUGCCAAUAAUACGGGAGUAUACCGACGUGUUUUCAAACGAUCUACCGGCUACUCUCGUGUCCAAAACUCCAUAUCGAAUGGCACCAAAGGAGUUACAAGAGUUGACGAUGCAGCUAGAAGAACUUCUAGAGAAAGGGUUUAUUAGACCAAGUGUAUCUUCAUAG
Molecule: messenger RNA, 462 nt
Organism: Olea europaea var. sylvestris
Lineage: Eukaryota; Viridiplantae; Streptophyta; Magnoliopsida; Lamiales; Oleaceae
Exons: 3
Coding region: 1-462 (153 amino acids)
Source: RefSeq, a predicted model, not a curated record